Pogonomyrmex barbatus (red harvester ant) is the source of this 675-nucleotide messenger RNA. RefSeq names its product MICOS complex subunit MIC13 homolog QIL1. The record is from RefSeq and is a predicted model, not a curated record. Gene Ontology annotation, biological process: cristae formation. NCBI's taxonomy places the organism in Eukaryota, Metazoa, Arthropoda, Insecta, Hymenoptera, Formicidae. Gene Ontology annotation, cellular component: MICOS complex; mitochondrial crista junction.
GCUUCGGUCAGCUGAUCGGCAUUCGCGUCUGACAAUUGACUUGCGCCGCUCUUGCUUUAGCAGACUUUACGUAAGUUUCGCCUGUGACAGACGGCGGAUGUUCGAUUUGGAACAUUUUGCAUCAAAUCUACUCUUGUUGAAAGUAGUUUCCCACUGAACGAUGAGUAUCGUGCGGUUAGUACAUUCGCUGAGGAGUAGAGAGGACACGCUGUCACGGUUUGCCAUCAAAUCUACCCUCGUAGGCGGUAUCGUUUACUACAGCAUUCAGCAGGGCCUGUGGUCCAAAUCUGAGGACAGCGUGCAGUUAUAUGGGAGGUUGUACAAUAAUGUUACUCCUUAUAUUAAGGACAAUAUUCCCAAGAAGGUCAUCAAUGAGUUGCCACCAUUACCAAGUACCAGCGAUCUCUCCAACUCUGUAAAAUCCUCAUGGAAUAAGGGAGUCAUAGCAAGCAUGAAAUUCCUGUCUGAAACUCCAACUUAUGUGACCAAUGGUGUGCAGAGUAUUUCAAAAAUUUUAAAAGGUUACAUAGAGCAACAAAGUGUAUCAGAGAAGAAUCAAUAGCGUUUUCUAAUUCUAUAUUGUGGAUUUUAGGCAUAUUGUAACAAGAUCAUUGAGAAUCAUUGAGCUGUUAUUAGUCUUACUUCUAUCACAUUAAUUUAUAUAUUUAUAUAUCA